UGUGCCACAUUUUGUAGCUGUUUACAUAUCGUAUAUAAAAUGUGGUUAAGGGUAUUUGAGAUGUAAAUGGAUAAGCGAAGUUUAAACAUGUAGAUUUAAUUACACCGUAUAAAUUCUACGAGUGGAGUUUAUUAAUCUAUUGAAUUUCUUUGGAAAUAAUUAUUUGAUAUUGUUUGGAGUGUUAAGAAGUGUUAUGUAGAGCAUCUGUAUACCGUUUAUAAGUAACCUUUAUUCAGUGCGAUAUAAAAUGAAUACAGAUUGAGACAGUAUUGUCAACUUGUGCAACAUUAUAUCUUUUCUUUUUAAAGGGAUUUUAUCAAUCUGUCACAACGCACCUCGCGUAUAGGGCCUACUCUUGCUUAAAAGGAUUUUAAUCUUCGUUAUAUUCAUUGACUUCAAUGUAACAGAGACGGGAUGUAAAAUGGUCGACCCCAGCCAUGCCAUUGAACUAUUCAUCCUUUAUUUGGAGUAAGACAUAUUAUAUGACAGAAACGACAUCGGUAGUUAAAAGAUUUUUUUGAUAUAAAGUAGGUCAAAAGUUAUUUACGAAUUUCAUUGAAAAAUCGAAAACAUACAAUGCCGGUUAUAGGUUUCUCUUGACAACGGUAAUAUUGCAUUCAUUCAGUUAAUUACUUUUUUAGCCGUUAGCCUAUCGGUGUUGGAGAAACAUUCGAAUAUAAUGAAUAUUUAGUCAGUGUGAAUAUAUAUUUUGAAGGACUUUCAAAAACUUUGUCGAAAAUGUCAGAUAAACAAGUUAAACAAGCUAUCGAGAGAUGUGCAAUUGAUGAUUCAAUUACUACAGAUGGACAUGAACUUUCCAACCUGGACGCCGACUGUUCAGGAAGAAUUAGAAAGUCGUUUUUGUUGGAUACCAGAGAGGCGGAAGUUGUCAAGAAGUCUUUAGCUUCGGUGGCUGGAUCUUCCAAACGCUGCUCCGUUCGGAGACGAACUAACAAACGUUUAGGCAGACCAGAACCGGAAUUCGGGCACGAUACUGUAACGUACGAGAAAAUCCGAGAACGGAUUCUACAAGAACGUGCAGUGACGAACGCCAUAGACGCUUUACAGGAACGCUGGGGAAUGAUAACAUUUAUGCAUAAUGACUGUGUGGAGCUAAAUGAGAAAAGAAAGACACGAAAAUUAAGAAAACAUUGUAUACAGCGACAGUUCGAAUUAAUUAGCGUUGGUUUCGUGUUUGUGCUUAUAUGUUUACUGAUAUCACUGAUUAUUGUUUCGCUAAACAAGUAUUUACUGUAAAAUUAAGUUUUGUAUUAUUAUCACAUUUUUGCAAACUUUACUGUAGAUAUUAGACAACUAGAAUAAUUUAUUAAUACUCAAAAAUAGCGGAUUGUAUUAACAAUUUUAUUAAGGUAUGAAUUGAUGCAAAUUUGGUUACUCUUCAACAGUUUACAAUUCCUUUAGACUUAAUUAUAAGUGAUUGAAUAAAUGUAAUAUGCGAAAGCGGCAAUAAAUACAAAUUGUAAAACCUUAA
Mercenaria mercenaria is the source of this 1492-nucleotide messenger RNA. RefSeq lists its product as uncharacterized. NCBI's taxonomy places the organism in Eukaryota, Metazoa, Mollusca, Bivalvia, Venerida, Veneridae. The transcript has 2 exons. The record is from RefSeq and is a predicted model, not a curated record. The coding region runs from base 739 to 1257 and encodes 172 amino acids.